Molecule: messenger RNA, 1188 nt
Organism: Saccharomyces kudriavzevii IFO 1802
Lineage: Eukaryota; Fungi; Ascomycota; Saccharomycetes; Saccharomycetales; Saccharomycetaceae
Exons: 1
Coding region: 1-1188 (395 amino acids)
Biological process (GO): lysyl-tRNA aminoacylation
Cellular component (GO): cytoplasm; cytosol
Molecular function (GO): tRNA binding; ATP binding; lysine-tRNA ligase activity
Source: RefSeq, a predicted model, not a curated record
AUGUCUCAAUUGCAAGAUUACUACGACCCUACCUCCUACGAAAAGGACCACGACCUAUUGAAAAGAGGUGAUAUCGUUGGUGUCGAAGGUUAUGUUGGAAGAACUCAACUAGAGAAAGGUGGUGAAGGUGAAGUAUCCGUUUUUGUUAGCAAAGUGCAACUGUUGACACCAUGUUUGCAUAUGUUGCCUGCCGACCAUUUCGGAUUCAAAGACCAAGAAACCAGAUACAGAAAGCGUUAUCUGGACUUGAUCAUGAACAAGGAUGCUAGAAACCGUUUCAUCACUCGUUCUAAAAUUGUCGGUUACAUCAGAAAAUUCUUGGACCAAAGAAAGUUUAUCGAAGUGGAGACUCCAAUGAUGAAUUUCAUUGCCGGUGGUGCCACUGCUAAGCCGUUUACCACUCAUCACAAUGAUCUUGAUAUGGACAUGUAUACAAGAAUUGCCCCAGAACUGUUUCUAAAACAAUUAGUUGCUGGUGGUCUCGACCGCGUUUACGAAAUUGGCAGACAAUUUAGAAAUGAAGGUAUUGAUAUGACACAUAACCCAGAAUUCACGACUUGUGAGUUUUACCAAGCAUAUGCCGACUUUUAUGAUUUGAUGGAAAUGACUGAGUUGAUGUUUUCAGAAAUGGUUAAAGAAAUUACUGGUUCUUAUAUUAUCAAAUACCAUCCAGACCCGGCUGAUCCAGCUAAAGAGCUAGAGUUGAACUUUUUUAGACCAUGGAAGAGAAUUAACAUGAUUGAAGAAUUGGAAAACGUAUUCAAUGUUAAGUUCUCAGCUGGUGAUCAAUUGCAUACUGCUGAAACUGGCGAAUUUUUGAAAAGGGUUCUUGCCGACAACAACAUGGAGUGUCCACCUCCACUAACCAAUGCACGUAUGUUGGACAAGCUUGUUGGUGGACUGGAAGACACGUGUAUUAACCCAACUUUUAUUUUCGGUCACCCACAAAUGAUGUCUCCAUUAGCCAAGUACUCAAGGGAUCAACCAGGUUUAUGUGAACGUUUUGAAGUCUUUGUCGCUACAAAAGAAAUUUGUAACGCUUAUACAGAAUUGAACGAUCCAUUUGAUCAAAGAGCACGUUUCGAAGAACAAGCUAGGCAAAAGGAUCAAGGUGAUGAUGAAGCUCAGUUAGUCGAUGAAACCUUCUGUAAUGCUUUAGAAUACGGUUUACCACCAACCGGUGGUUGA